Molecule: messenger RNA, 1295 nt
Organism: Paramormyrops kingsleyae
Lineage: Eukaryota; Metazoa; Chordata; Actinopteri; Osteoglossiformes; Mormyridae
Product: leukocyte surface antigen CD53
Cellular component (GO): plasma membrane
Source: RefSeq, a predicted model, not a curated record
CCUUCUUCCUUUUCAUGAUACGCCUUAUGUUCUGACUGCCAGAGGUGACUUCAUUCUAUGUUGUAAUGUUAACAUCAGUCAUUGCCAGUUAUUUGUGACUUUGUAGAGGAAACAAAAAUUAACCAGGGCAUAAAAGUGUUUUUCUGUAGGAUUGAGCACCAGUCAAUAGCGAUGUCUCAGAGCUGCCUGAACUGUCUCAAGUACACAAUGUGUGCAAUCAACUUUCUCUGCUGGUUGUUUGGAACAAUCGUCCUUGGCAUCGGGGUCUACCUGAUGAUGAACUCCAAGUUCUCUUCGUUGAUCCCAUCCCUUCCCUCCAUCAAUCUGGCCAGUGGCCUUGUGAUCAUCGGCACUAUUGUGACCUGCAUCUCAUUCCUGGGUUUCCUGGGUGCCCUCAAGGAAAAUCGAUGCCUCCUCUUAUCUUUUUUCAUCCUGCUCUUCAUCCUGAUGAUGGCCGAGCUGUCUGUGGCCUGUCUUCUGCUGUUGUAUGAGAGAAAGAUCGACAGAUUCAUUGAAACAGACUUAACUGAAAGUCUGAAAAAAUCCCACGAUUUUAGAAAAAGUAAUAAUGAAACUGAUGACUGGGACAAUUUGCAGAAAUUAUUUGAGUGCUGUGGUGUUCAUAAUGCAUCUGAAUGGGGACAAAAUAUUCCUCAUUCCUGCUGUCAGACUUCCAACUGCAAGAAUGAACCACGCCUCUGGGAAAAGGGCUGCUACAAAAAACUGAAGGACAAAUAUGAGGAAAACCUCCUGACCAUUGGGGCCAUUGUGAUUGUCAUGUGCAUCAUCGAGGUCUUGGCCAUGUGCUUCUCCAUGACGCUGUUCUGUCACAUAAGCCAGUCUGGACUGGGCUACAAGUGAAGCAGCCUCUGAAUACGGUGACCUGUCAAGACAGCUGGAGGUGAAGGUCAUGAAAGUUCCCCUUGCAGUCACAGCUCCCUAAACUGAUCUCACUUUACUUGUUUUGUAUUAUAGCCAUUGAUUUUUAAAUGGAAAAGCCUCUAUUGUCAUUGUAUAUGUAAGGUACAUCAAAAUUGUUCAUAUGCUGAUGAUUUUGUGAAAGUAAUUGAAUUUAAAGGUAAUCAACUAGAUUGCCUGGUAUUAAUUAUUUUGAGACUGAAUUACUUAAGCUUUUAAAAUAUAAUCAUAAUGAUACUUAGUCUUUCCUUAAAUUUUAUCUUUUGUUUUUACUCAGAUAACAAAUAAUAUAUACAGCCGCAGAAAAAAAUUAGAGACCACAGCACAAUUUUCUCAAUUUAUGGGUGUGCGUCUGUGUAUAAUAUAUGUUUAUUAUA